AAGAUUGCGCUGCGGGUCUCCUACCGUUCCUCUGGCUCUGAAACACCAUCUGCAAUUUGAAACUGCAAAAGGCAAUCUGACUUUGACAAGAGAAAGUUGUAUCGGAGACACUGCUUGCCUUCUUCAUCAAAGGUUUGAAAUAGAAAGACGGAUGAAGCUCCAGCACGUGGUCCUGGGCUCUCUGCUUCUCCUGCUGCUGGUGGGCUGCCUCAGCACCCUGAGGACCUCCGGCAUCAACCUGCGCACGUUCGUCGGCUGUGCUGUGCGGGAGUUCACCUUCCUGGCCAAGAAGCCUGGCUGCAAGCGGCUGCGCAUCACCACGGACGCUUGCUGGGGCCGCUGCUACACGUGGGAGAAGCCAGUGCUGGAGCCACCUUACAUCGAGGCUUACCACCGUGUCUGCACCUACAACGAGACCAAGAUGGUGACGGUGAAGCUGCCCAAGUGUGCCCCUAACGUGGACCCGUUUUACUCGUACCCGGUGGCCAUCCGCUGCGACUGCGAUGUCUGUUCCACGGCGACUACCGAAUGUGAGACCGCCUGAGCUCUCCUUUCCCAGGUCUGGUUGGGAUGGGCCAAAUUCUUCCCUGGCUUUCUACCCCUGGUACCUCCAGUGUUACAGAGGGUGUAAGCUAGUCCAGAAUUUGAUCCAUAAAUCUAGUGCUCCUAAUCACUGACUUUUCUGGGCAGAUGAGGCUUAGUUGCCUCUCCCUAUCCUCUUGUUUAAAGCAUUGCUGAUGUAGAAAUGUAGUAUACAGCCUUGCAACAGCAAAUCCUAUGGAAAAAAAAAUGGAUGCAGUUUCCCUUCCUUACAGGCAUUUUGUAGUAUGCGACUUUUCUUCAUGCACAAAGCGCACAUGGUCUAGCCAGUCGCAGAGGGGUGAAAACUGGGUACAAAGGCUUUAUGGUCUGUGACCUCUUUAUUCAUUUCAUUUUUUAAACACCUUUCCAGGAAUGUAAAUGCGAAAAGCAGCAUUCCCCCCUCCCUAUCACUCCUCCUUAGCCUGAGAUCUGUCAGGAGUAGCUGUCAAAGAAAAGGCCUUAAGGCCAGUGAAAUGGAAAUGGGUGUCAAAAUUACAGUCUCGAAAUUAGGAUUAAUGCAAUCUAAGCCUUGACUCAGCAAAGUACUUAAGCUCAUAAUCAAGUGUUUUGCUUAGUAUUUGUGGACUUACAGUUAAGCACAUAUUUCAGUGAUUUAAUUGGAGCUAUUAUGUUGAAAAAUUCUUGUCUUGAAAGAGAAAAUUCCUUAAAAAAAGAGAGAAAUGCAUUAAAUUUGUAAAAUCAAAAUUGCAUUUCUUCUCAUCCUGCUUCUGUCUAGGGAUAAGAGAGGAACUGACUUCAUGUGAAAUCAGAGACUCUGCACAGCUGAGUGUGUCUCUCUUGACCAUUUCCAGAGCUAAAAGGUGAUCAACUCAAAAUACAGUGGUUGUUGUUGGGCUUCAGUGAGGCCUGGCUGAGGUGGCAGGAAAAAAGAGGGCUGCAUAGGGUAUUCCCGCACUUCCCUGUGCUGCUCAGCUCCAUGGAGUCCUGCUUUUCAGAAGGAAACAUGUAUGGAGAGCUGGAGAAGAGCCAGGAAUUCCCUCAGGAGAGCUAUGGAGUUGUGACUUUGAUACCCCAAAAUGUGGCCAAAGUAGGUGGGACAGGCCCAGGACAGGGAAGACAGCAGACGUGUCAAAGGAUGGUUCAAAGGUGGGAUGGUCCUUGCCAGACCCACUAUUUAUGAACUAGGAAGACGUGGGAGCUGUUAUGAUGGUCCCCCAGUGACCACAGCCACGUAAGUGCCUUGUCCUCUGGUUCCCGGAUGGAAGAGGACAGAUCCUCGUUCAUCUCUGAUUUCUCCCCUGAACAGUAUGGGAAUUUUGGGAAUCAUGAAAGUUUUGCCAAGUAGGGGAGGCUCACCGGAGGCUAUAACACAAAGAUAGCUGUGAGGAGAGGAUUCCUGCUCAGAAUAAUAUCAGCACCUGCAUUCCCACCUGAUUAAGUGGGAAGCAGUCUUUUCUUCUGAAGCAGUCUCCUUCAUUUCCAGGGAUGAAAUUGAGCUUUCCAUAAGUGUCCUGUCCUCGCUGAGAGAGCUUUUUUCAUUUAAACUGUAAAGUAUUAGUUGCUGUCACUUUUUUGCCUGUGGAAUUGCGAAAGCUGCACUGUGGUUGGGUGGGAAGGAGGUGAUUUUGUAAUUCUGCCUUCUGGAAUUCCUGAAUAGAGACUCCUGUGUUAAACAGCAGCAGUAGCACUUUUCUGCUGAUGGUGAUUUUAAGUGCCUUUUAAAAAGUCCUUGCAUUUUGUGCCAGGUUGCAUCUCACAAUCUCUCCAGUCUUGUUAUUGUUCUUACUGGCAUCACAACUACCAUGGGAAACUUGCAGAUUAUUUUCUGUGUCCUUAAUAAACCCAAAAAUCGUAGUAUGAGAGCAAUUUAAA
Dromaius novaehollandiae (emu) is the source of this 2415-nucleotide messenger RNA. RefSeq names its product glycoprotein hormone subunit beta 5 (gene GPHB5). Gene Ontology annotation, biological process: G protein-coupled receptor signaling pathway; regulation of thyroid hormone receptor signaling pathway. Bases 152 to 544 code for a protein of 130 amino acids. Gene Ontology annotation, cellular component: extracellular region; cytoplasm. Gene Ontology annotation, molecular function: hormone activity. The record is from RefSeq and is a predicted model, not a curated record. The transcript is spliced from 4 exons. Lineage: Eukaryota; Metazoa; Chordata; Aves; Casuariiformes; Dromaiidae.